CAUAAGCAAAUGUCGUGCUCUCCCCAAUCUCAUCUGGCAUGUCGAUCGACUUCGAAACAUUCAGCCCUAAAUCAUUUUAUCGUAUUUCCCCUUUAUAUUUCCCAAUAUCAUUAUUAACCAACUUGGCCAUUCCAACACUAAGAAGAUAGAUCGUGAAAUAAAGCUAACAAGAUGACCUUGGCCUACAAUCAUUUGAAGUUGCUCAAUGCCGCUAUCGACACCACACCCCUCAUUGAUAACCACGCUCACCCGCUACUCACCGCCGAGAACGUGAGUAAGCACCCUUUACUGUCUAUUGCUACCGAAGCAAACGGGGCCGCACUUGAAGACUCCAAGAAAAGCCUCGCUCAUCUUCGGGCCGUGAAACACCUAUCUAGUGCUCUCGGCUGCGAGCAGACAUGGGAAGCUGUAGAAGCUGCUGUUGAACGGAAACGAGUCGAAUCGCGCGAUGCUUGGGUCAAGCGCUGCCUUGACGGCAUCGAGACUAUUCUGAUAGAUGACGGACUGGAUGUGCAGGGGCAGGCCGAGACUUAUUCGUGGCAUGACCAAUUUACCAGGAGUGGAUGCAAGCGCAUCGUUAGGAUUGAGACUGUAGCAGCAGAUAUCAUAGCCGAGCACUUUAUCGGCGGUGAUCCUUCUGUUACGAGCUGGAAUAUAGCACUAUUUAUAUCCCGGAUGGAAGGUGAGAUUUGGCGGCUUGCUGCAGAUCCCAAUGUUGUUGCUUUCAAGUCCAUCGUUUGUUAUCGGACUGGGCUAGACUUUUUUCUUUCGAAGGACAUAAACUUGGACGGUGCGGGAAACGCUCUUGCGGGUAUUAUAAGCGCGGGGGUGACGUCUGGAACACCCAUUUCUGGGUUUUCACUGCGGAAGAGAAUAGCGGAUUCGUCCCUCAACAGCCUGAUCCUUCAUGCUGUUGCUCCCAUCGCUCAAGAACACGGAAAGCCAAUCCAAUUCCACACAGGCCUCGGCGAUAACGACAUUACACUGACCAAGUCAUCGCCGUCUCAUCUACAAGCUUUCAUCGAAGAGUAUCCUAUACUCCAGAUCGUACUUCUCCACUCAGGUUAUCCUUGGACAAGGGAGAUGGCGUACCUAGCAGCUAUGUAUCCGAACGUCUAUGCUGAUAUCGGCGAGGUGUUCCCCUGUAUCAGCCGUCAUGGCCAGGAGAGCGUCCUGAGAGAAAUGCUAGAGUUAUGCCCGUGGUCUAAGAUCCUCUGCAGCACGGACGGACACGGGUUCCCGGAGAUGUACUUGAUCGCGACGACUCAGCUCCGCUCAGUUCUAAAGACGGUGCUGGGAGACUUGGUCCAGACUCAGCAGCUUCAAGAAAAACAAGCCGUGCAGCUCGUUCAAGAUAUUUUGUUUUCCAAUUCCAAGAAGCUCUAUAAACUCGAGACUAAAUCUACUCUCCUUAGUCUUGCGCAGAUAUCAACCGUCUCAACUACCAACUGGAGUAACCAGACAGUUAUCCAGAAGCUUCAGAGCCUUAAUGCCAAGUAUCUGCGCAUCUACUGGCACGACUACACUUCCAGUAACAAGUGUCGGCUUAUCCCGAUCAAGCAGGUGUUCAAGACGCUGUCGAGUGACAAACCCCUGACAGUAUCUCUUACCAAAGCUAGUUUUGGGAUGACGCAGGUUGAUGUGAUGAUUCCCCAAGUAUCAGCGACUGGCAUGUACACAGCCCAUCCAGAUUGGUCGAGUCUGAAAUCAGGCCCUGUCGAUGGCCAUGUUAGCUGUUACGCAGACUUCACAGAACUGGACGGCUCGGAGGCGAUACUAUGCCCGAGGACGAUCCUGCGCAAUGCAGUUAAUAAAGCAGCGGAUCAAGGAUUGAACUUCCUCCUCGGUUUCGAGGUCGAGUUCCUCGUCAUGGAACGCAAUCCGGAUGCACCCAACUUGGACAAGUUUCGAACACUACGCAGUGACGGCCACAGCUGGUCGGUAUCAAGAGCAUUCUCUGAUUGGGGCCGUGAGGGCAGCUUUGCCACAGCCAUUGACGAGAUCCUGGAUAGUCUGGACGCAGCAGGUAUCGAAAUCGACCAGUUCCAUCCCGAGAACGCGCCGGGUCAGUUCGAGCUUGUGUUGUCACCACUACCACCGCUAGAAGCCUGUGACAGCGUGCUGCAUGCGCGUCAGAUUCUCGAAUCCGUCUCGGCGCGCCACGGGUUCCGGGUGACACUUCAUCCCAAGCCAUUUGCAACAAAAUGCGGAUCAGCCUCGCACGUGCACAUGUCCAUCUCCUCUCCCGGAGGUGACCAGCCGGAGGUUUAUGAGCCAUUCUACGCCGGCAUCCUGGAACAUUUCCGUGCCAUCAUCGCCUUUACGAAUAGCAACAUAACGAGUUACGAGCGUAUGGUGGACAGUGCCUGGGCAGGUGGAAGAUGGAUCUCUUGGGGCACGCAAAAUAAGGAAUUGCCGCUGCGUAAGAUUGAGGGCAGCCACUGGGAAGUUAAAGUCCUUGACGGCUUAGCAAACCCUUACUUCGCUGUCGCAGCGCUUCUGACUGCUGGCACGGAUGGUGUCCGGAGAAAGGCACCAUUGACCUGGAAGGACUGCGCGGGAGAUCCCGCCCGCUUUACUACGGAAGAGAGGGCAAAGUUAGGUAUCGAGAAGAUGUUUCCGGCAGACUUGCGGGAAGCUCUACAGGCGCUCUAUUUGGACGAUACCCUCGGCCUUGAUCCUGAGUUUGUGCAGCGAUAUAUCCAUAUUAAGGAGGCUGAGCUCGCAAUGCUAGAGCCUAUGACGCCUGAGGAGCGGCGCGAGUGGAUAAUAGAGAGAUAUUGAGAGUAAAAAAAAGAAGAUGAAUAAUAGAAUCUAGGUUAAUAGAGUAACCGAGGGGUAUUUAGAUAUCUCAACUGUAGAAGGUCAUGUUGACUAGAUGGAACACAAGAGUGCAUCUUAGAAACCAUAAUAUUACAAAAGUAAAAGGUGAUAAUUU
Molecule: messenger RNA, 2938 nt
Organism: Daldinia decipiens
Lineage: Eukaryota; Fungi; Ascomycota; Sordariomycetes; Xylariales; Hypoxylaceae
Product: glutamine synthetase/guanido kinase
Exons: 2
Coding region: 172-2784 (870 amino acids)
Molecular function (GO): hydrolase activity; glutamine synthetase activity
Source: RefSeq, a predicted model, not a curated record